AGCCUCUAGGUCGGUUUUCGCUCACUCCUCAAUCGAUUUUCCCACUCACUUGAAAAAGCUACCAUCUUGGCAUGGAGUGAAAAUUUUGCUGUUCCCCGAGUCAGAGGCUGGAAAAUUUUCUGCAGCUCUUCAGUGGUGUCUCCGGAUCGUCGAAUGUCUAAGUGCUACUACCAGCAACGAAUUUCCACAACCCAGUGGUGCUGAUUAGAUUGGUGAAAAAAUGAAUUGUGCGGGCAGUAGUUGUUGAGGAGUUUUAACCAAUUUACUGAAAUUGAAGCAAAAAUAGCUGAGGACGACUAGUUUUGUCCUGUUUGUUAGCAAAAUCCUUCGCAGCAGUCGCAGCGAAAUUGCGAAUAAAAAAAAUCCAAAAUGGCUCCGGGUAUUAAAAUAUGGAAAAGAGAGGCGGAACCCGAUGCCGAUGUGAAACUAGCAGAGGCAGCAACCACCCUGGGGACGAAAAUCUUCGGUCACAAGCAUCCCCAUCUUCGCACGACGACGGAAUCAGAUUUAGAGACAGACGAAAAUGACGAGCUUGGAAGCACCGCGUCGCCAACGAAAGGCGAGGCGGAGAAGAUUGGCGAGAAGGCGGCGGAAAUCACCGAGGCACUAGCACACGAAAUGGGCAUCCCAACGUGGGGCCUAGUGUCCAUCAUAAUCGUGGUCGUCCUGAUCAUCCUCGGCAUCUGUGGCUUCUGCAUCCGGCGCUGCUUCCGCAAGAGACGCUCCAAAGAUGGCAAGAAGGGCAUGAAAGGAGUCGAUCUGAAAUCGGUACAAUUAUUAGGUUCAGCAUACAAAGAAAAGGUGCAACCCGACAUGGAAGAACUGACUGAAAAUGCAGAAGAGCAAGACGAGGGAGAAAGCAAGCAAAGUGAACAGAAACUAGGCAAACUGCAAUAUAAGCUUGAAUAUGAUUUCAAUGCCAAUGCCCUCACGGUGACCGUGAUCCAAGCGGAAGAAUUGCCAGCUCUUGACAUGGGAGGCACGUCUGAUCCUUACGUAAAAGUCUAUCUACUCCCCGAUAAAAAGAAAAAGUUCGAAACAAAAGUCCACAGGAAAACUCUCAAUCCGGUAUUUAACGAAUCGUUCACAUUCAAGAGCCUUCCGUAUGCCGACGCGAUGAACAAAACCCUAGUGUUUGCCAUAUUCGACUUCGAUCGGUUCUCCAAACAUGACCAAAUCGGAGAAGUCAAGGUACCCCUCUGCCAGAUCGAUUUGGCCCAAACCAUCGAGGAGUGGCGAGAACUGCAAAGCGUCGAAGGCGAAGGCGGUCAGGAUAACAAGCUGGGAGACAUCUGCUUCUCGCUGCGCUACGUACCAACAGCAGGUAAACUUACCGUCGUGAUUCUGGAGGCGAAGAAUCUAAAGAAGAUGGACGUCGGAGGAUUGUCAGAUCCAUACGUAAAGAUUGCACUGAUGCAGAACGGAAAGCGUUUGAAAAAGAAAAAGACUAGUAUCAAAAAAUGCACACUAAACCCCUACUACAAUGAGUCGUUCUCAUUCGAAGUUCCUUUCGAACAAAUACAAAAAGUGAAUCUGGUGGUAACUGUGGUGGAUUACGAUCGCAUCGGAACGUCGGAACCCAUUGGUAAGGUCGUCCUAGGCUACAACGCAAGCGGCACCGAGCUACGCCACUGGUCAGACAUGCUGGCAUCGCCAAGACGUCCGAUCGCACAAUGGCACACUCUUAAAGACCCGGAGGACGACAAGAAGGACUAAGGUGGACCAACGGCGGAUUAGUGGUGGCGGAGCGCCACCUCAGCUACAAACAAACAAAAAAAAACAUACGAGAGACAAGAGACACUGAUUGGAUCAGGAGAAAAAAAUCAUAGUGGACGCAUUAAUGAAAUAGGAAUAAAGAAACAUAAAUACACACUAAUCGAAGAAAAGAGUGAAUAUGGCGAGCGGAAACUAUAGGCCCUUUAGAGGUUGGAAUUUCUUGAUCGAUUUUUUCGACGGCUGAUUUGAUUCACAACAUAACGAAGCUCUAUCAGGUUCAUGUAAAAAAAUGAGAAAUUUAAAAUGUUGAUGUUUAUUUCGUUCUUAAAACGGUAUGUUCAAGUACUAGUGGAACGUUUUUGGAAGGAGUCAGUUAACUGUUAAAAA
Molecule: messenger RNA, 2103 nt
Organism: Aedes aegypti (yellow fever mosquito)
Lineage: Eukaryota; Metazoa; Arthropoda; Insecta; Diptera; Culicidae
Product: synaptotagmin 1
Exons: 9
Coding region: 370-1716 (448 amino acids)
Biological process (GO): regulation of dopamine secretion; synaptic vesicle endocytosis; regulation of calcium ion-dependent exocytosis
Cellular component (GO): dense core granule; synaptic vesicle membrane; axon
Molecular function (GO): calcium ion binding; phosphatidylserine binding; clathrin binding
Source: RefSeq, a predicted model, not a curated record